AAGAGGGAGUGGAAGCGAGAAAGACCAGAAGGACAAGACAGAGCAUGCAGGAGCUGAAUUCCAAGUUUGUGUCUUGUUUACUUUUGUCACUUUCCAUUUCUUCAGCUAUGACUCGCAGACUGAACAUGAGGAUAUUUUGCAGCUGAUUUACUAUAAAUUAUCAGUCAUCGAACAAGUUAAAUCGCUCGGAUCUGGUCCACAAUGAGCGCGUCUGCAGGUACAGGGGUGUUUGUGCUCUCCCUCAUGUCCAUCCCCAUCUGCUAUUUAUUCAACUCCCUCGUUUACAACAACAGUGCUGAAGCUUUCUUCUUCGCUGGGUGCUCAACAGUCCUCAUCUUGGUCAUUUCUGCUCGUUUUAUGCUCAAGAAGAAGACUCCAGGAGAUCCUCUUUUCUAUGUGUACGCUCUGUAUGCAUUCCUCAGUGUGGUGAAUCUGAUCAUUGGCCUGGAGCAGGACAACAUCAUUGAUGGAUUUGUGACGUUUUAUCUCAAAGAGGCAAAUCCACAUAUUAAUACAGCACAUGGGCACAUGAUCUCCUACUGGGAUGGCUGUGUGCACUAUCUCAUGUAUCUGCUGAUGAUCGCUGCAAUCACAUGGGGGGACAGUUACCGAGCAAUCGGACUCUACUGGGUGGGAUCCUUUCUCAUGCGUGCCAUAGUCUACAUUCUUGGGAAUGCUGUGGGAAAAUAUGGGACCCAAGUCAGCCCCCUCUUCAUCCUCCACAUGCUGUAUAUCUCAGUGUCUGUGUGGGCAUGCUUCCGCAUCUUUAGUCAACCCUCUGCAAGGGACGUUCAGAUAACAAACAUUCAGGAGACUCCGAGGGCAGGUUUGCUCCACAGACCUCUGGACUUACUCUUCAUCAUCUACCUCAUCCCAGCGCUGGCUUUCUGCAUCUUCAGAGGCCUGGUUGUUCUGGACUGUUCCAGCAAAUGGUGUCAGGACUACACACAGCAGUAUGAGCCUUAUUUGAAAGACCCCUCAGCAUAUCCUAAAGUACAGAUGCUGGUGAGCAUGCUGUAUUCGGGCCCGUACUACAUCAUUACUCUGUAUGGGCUGUUGGUUCCAGGAUGUGAGUGGAUGCCGGACCUGACUCUUGUCCACUCUGGAGCGUUGGCACAGGCUCAGUUCUCUCAUAUCGGUGCAUCUCUUCACACACGUACGCCGUUCUCGUACAGAGUUCCUGCUGGCAUCCAGCCGGUGUUCUUGCUGGUCAAUGUGCUGUACACUCUGGUGCCUCAGGCUCUGUGUUACCGCUGCUGCACCAGGCCUGCCUUCUUCCUCAGGCCGCCGUUGGAGAAGAAGAAAGAAUAGCACAGAGUGUUAGGGAGAGAAAAAGAAUGCCACAGAUGUCGAGGAUGCCUACAUAAAAGGCUGAAGCACUUGCUAAGUCCUGCUCUGUGUUUGCAGUUAUUAGCAGUUGCUAUUUUGAGAGAUGGAGCUGCCACCUAUAACCUUAAUGAGAGCUAAGUGGAGGUGUUGGAAGCACGACAAAGCAAACAGAGCUUGUGUCUUCUGGCAUUUAUCGUCUGUUGCUUCUUUACAAAUGUGAACAUAAAUUUAUAAAAUAAAUAAAGCGUGUUUGUGUGAGUGUAAAGCAACAGUAAGCACAGGAAAGCACCCAGUGUUUAUAAUAGUGCUCUAGAUACUUGUCUAUGAAAAUGAAACUACUUGACAAUACUUGUUCUUAUAUUUUUGCUAAGCUUUUUGGUUACAAAAACAGCUUCCUUGUUGGCACUGAGGUUUCUCUGUGGAUUGACAAAUAAAAAAACAAUUCCAGUGUCUGUGUAUAUAGGCAGUAUUUUUACAUAAUAGCAAAUAUUAAACCAUUUAAUGGCCUUUAGUAAACAAAAAUUGUAUGAACUUUUCACAUUCAUAAUAAGUUCCGAAUAAAAAUUGAAAGGUACGAGCCACACUGAAAAAAUACAGAUUAUUUUUCAUAUAAUUUCUGUUGUUUUAUUUUUGGCAAUCUCAAACAAAUUUUAAUUUCACUGUCACUAUUAUCGUUGGCUUUACCGUAAAAAUAAUUAGAAAGUGUACAGUCCUAGCACAAAAUUAAAAACAGGAAGAAAAACAUUUUUGAUGGUCUAUAUUUCAUAAUAUAUAUUGGAAAUAUUUUUUCUGGUAUUUCACUGCGGAUUAUAAAGAAGAAAUUCCUUUUGUAAGUAUCUACACUGAAUUUGUAAUAAACUUAGAACUUUUAUGUUGAAUGUAUCCUAUAAUGGUACUUUUGGAAAUAUUUAGAAGCUAUGCUUGUGAUUGUAGUAACCUGAUAUCAGAAUAAGACUUUUUCGAUCAUUUUCUCAGUCUACACUGUGUUGUAUUUCAUCACUAAAAAAAUUAUACACAAAUGUGGAAAUGUAUAUUUGAUGUAAGAUUGUAAAGAUGUAAAUGAAAAUAAAUGGAUUAAAUUGAAUAGAAAAUGGGCGUAAGAUGCA
Amphiprion ocellaris (clown anemonefish) is the source of this 2435-nucleotide messenger RNA. RefSeq names its product transmembrane 6 superfamily member 1. The record is from RefSeq and is a predicted model, not a curated record. The coding region runs from base 202 to 1311 and encodes 369 amino acids. Lineage: Eukaryota; Metazoa; Chordata; Actinopteri; Pomacentridae. Gene Ontology annotation, cellular component: lysosomal membrane. The transcript is spliced from 10 exons.